AAUCAAGUUUUGAAGUACCCAUCAAAGAUCUUCUUUCUUGCUCAUCCUAAAUUUUUCAGAACAAUUACAACUUUUUUAUAGCAAAAUGGUAUCAGUUCAGAGAAAUUAACAUGAAUCCUUCACUUUCUUCUUCUUCCUCUCUGUCCCCAACAUCUUCUUCUUCUUCUUCUUCUUCUUCUUCUUCAUCAACAACAACUGCAUCGACUUCAUGGUUCUCGGGCAUUGUCCGAGGCCGCUCUGUUAGGUCUUCAAGUCUCAAAGUUUCUAAUAAUGCCUUGCCCUCCGGCGGGGAUUUCUUAGGUCCGGUUAAGGGCAAGAACCAGUUUCGUGGUGUGCUCUUUAAGUACGGUCCCAAGCCUACUCAGGUUGCCUUUAAAACUGGUGACUAUAAACAACAGGUUAUUUUUAUUGGUGGAUUGACUGAUGGUUUUAUUGCAACUGAAUACUUGGAACCUCUUGCAAUUGCUUUGGACAAAGAGAGAUGGUCACUUGUGCAGCUACUUAUGUCAUCUUCAUAUAGUGGAUAUGGCAUCUCCAGUUUGAAACAAGAUGCCAUGGAACUUGAUCAGCUUAUUAGUUAUCUGAUUAACAAAGAAGACUCUGAGGGUGUGGUACUACUUGGUCAUAGUACAGGUUGUCAGGAUAUUGUGCAUUAUAUGCGUACAAAUGCGGCAUGCUCGAGAGCAGUGCGUGCUGCAAUUUUGCAGGCUCCAGUCAGUGAUCGGGAAUAUAAAGCAACUCUUCCUGAAACGGCCGCUAUGAUUGACUUGGCUUCAAGCAUGAUAAAAGAAGGCCGAGAGUCGGAAUUAAUGCCUAGGGAAGCAGAACCAUCUGCUCCUAUUACCGCUUAUAGGUAUCACUCUCUUUGUGCCUACAUGGGGGAUGAUGACAUGUUCAGUUCCGAUCUUAAUGAUGAUCAGCUGAGACAGAGACUUGGUCAUAUGGCUAAUAUACCCUGCCAGGUUAUAUAUUCCAUGGCUGAUGAAUAUAUACCAGAGUAUGUUGAUAAAAAAGCAUUGGUUGAAAGAUUGUGCAAAGCUUUGGGUGGAGCAGAGAAAGUUGAGAUUGAACAUGGGAAUCACUCGCUUUCAAACAGAGCCCGUGAAGCUGUUCAGGCUAUAAUUACCUUUGUGGGAAGAGAAGGACCUAAAGGCUGGGAUGAUCCAUGGAGCUAAUGCUGCCCCUUCUUCUCAUCUUUAUGCUCUUCUAAUUCUUCUAUUCUUUUUGGUUAUUCCAGUCUGCUGGUCCAAUAUAGAGUGUGUAGGUUGGCGUUGGGUUUGUAGUAUUUUUAUUGAAAUUCAUCUUUGAAAUUAUAGCUACCUUUUUUAUUAUGCUAAAUUCGCUAUUCUAAUUAUUAUAA
Messenger RNA from Pistacia vera, 1360 nucleotides. Its product is annotated as UPF0613 protein PB24D3.06c. The transcript has 9 exons. Lineage: Eukaryota; Viridiplantae; Streptophyta; Magnoliopsida; Sapindales; Anacardiaceae. The coding region runs from base 111 to 1175 and encodes 354 amino acids. The record is from RefSeq and is a predicted model, not a curated record.